UCCAGCUCUGCCUGUGUCACAUGGAAGCAGGGUAGCUGAGCUGAGGGGAUGCGAGCAGAGAUGGAGGGGGCUUAAGGGACCGAGGAGCACAAACCCGCCAGUUGGAGAUAAUUUUGGAGACGCAGAAGCAUCGGCGCCGUCUUUAUCAGCAGCAGCAGUGGGAGAAGAAUCAGGAUCAAGGGGGGGACACGGACACGCAGGCUGAGCUCUUCCCAGCCUCUCCUCUUGGCUGGCUGGGGGGUGCGCGGACAGGGCGCAUGAAGGAUGCCACAUGAACUAUGCUGCAUCCCCGCUCUGUGAAGCCCAGCGAAGAAGCGCAGCAUGCGGUUCCGCGGUGAUUAUGCUGGCAGCGAGCUGCUGGUCUGAGGGGAAGCAGAAACUGAAGGAAGCGACCGGAGCUGAUGCUGCGCCUCCCCAAACCUCUGAGCUGAAUCCCAGUGAGACCGUGGCCCUUUGCUGCGUGGAUGAGCAUAAGGGUGUGAGUGUGUGUGUGUGUGAGAGCAAGUGAGCGCCAGCGCUCCCACAUGGCCUCCAUGCAGGACGGGCUGAACUUCACGGCUCCUCCCUACGGCAAGGUCCUGCUGCUGGGUGCUAUCGCUGCUGCCUCAGCCUUUGUUGUUACCAUCCUUAUUGUGGUGCUCUGUGUGGGCUGCCAGAGAAAGGGGAAGACACACAAUGUCUCCGGUGAAGGUGGAAAACACCGCCUCAUGGACAUGGGAAUACUCAAGCAGUCAAAGCUGCGCUCCAUCAAGGCAUCUAAUAAGAAACGUCCAGCCAGCAUGGACCUUCUGCUGCUGCCCAGCCGCUGGUCUAACUCUGACCUUCGUUCUCAAGGCAGGCAGCUUCCCCAGAUCCCCUCUGGGACUGGAGAGGACAGCGAGCACACUUAUUCAGAAGUGGGCCAGCGUUCCUCCACUACACGUACUGACGAUGCCCUCUACGCCAUGGUAGGCAGGGCCGGGCAGACGGACACUCCGGCCCCUCCGGCCGUUCCCGCCAACACCCCGGCGCCCCCGGAUCCGGACGGCGAGGUGGAUGGAGCGCUACCCGAACCCGAGGCCGCGGUCAUGUCUGCCCCGCACCCUCCAGAGACGGCGGAGUACGCCUGCGUCAGGAAACUGCGGAAGGCUGAAAAGGCGCCUCAGAAGAGGGACAGUGGGACGGACAUGGCAGAGCCGCCAGCCCCGCCUUUACGCCACGGCCCGCCGUCGCAUCCCGCCCCUCCACCACCACACCCCCACAGCACAAAGUUGCCUCGUAGAAACAUUGAGGCCUUCAACGUCCCAUCAUUCCCAAAGGAAGUGAUGUUUAUGGGCAAUGGAGAGCAGUACAUCUGGAAGCCUCCGGAGGAUGAUGACAUGCUGAUGCUCCAGAAUAAAGCUCUGGGUCCGCUGGGAGCGCAUACAGUGGAGAAUAUACAACCGUCUGCUGCAGUGGUGGCUGAGAUGUACUCAAAAGUGUGCAAACCUGGAAAGAAGAAGAGAACGAUGCCGGGAUCUCCCCCAGCCAACCUCGGCUUCAGGACCUUAGGUCGAGGGGACUGGGACCGGGAUCGAGACGGUGGAUUCAGCGUGGUGGUCAAACCCCAGACGUGGGCCCCUCAAGAGGGCAAAGCCGUCGGGGGAUCCCUGGACGACCACUGCUACGAGUCCAUCGGCACGGAGGAGUGCGACGCGGCGUACGAUAACAUGGAGGGUGGAGGCGCCUGGAAACGGGAGAGGCCUCCGAACACAUGUGCCACGCUGCGGCCGAGGAGGAAGAAAGCCCAGCAGCCCCUGCAGCAGCAGCACCCUCCUCCACCGCCGCCCACGCAGCAGACCCCCAAGUUACAACACCUGCCCGCCAAAGCCCUGCUGCUGCCGGGGGAGAACCUGUACGAGAGCAUCGGCGACCUGAAGCAGGGCUCCGCCACCUCCAGCACCACCACCAUCUUCACCUUCAACGACGGCAUGGAGAUGUACGUUACAGGGCUCUGAGGCAGCGGCUGCACUGUGACCCCCCCAUCACCUUUCUGAGCUUACACCACCAGGAGUGACUGCUGGGUCCCUGCCAUGCUCACCCACACAUACUGUUUACAUUCGAGUCAUAUCAUCGGGCCUUUCACAGGCUCCAGAGGCCUUGGGUGGUAAUGUUGAUCUGUUAUGACCUGGGCUGAAUACAAAGUUCUGUCUGCAAACCUUAAAGGAAUCCAAAGGUAGUGAAUAAUAAAUGAGCACAAGACCAUUGCAGAGCAAUCUGUAGGUGAACAGUAGCACUUCAGUUUUACUGAUACAUCUGUGCAAAGCACAAUAAAGUUAGAAGCCUAAAUUCUUCCUCAAGUCGAGCGGGUAAAAAUAGUCCUAUAUUCGGUCCGAGCUGGACCUCUAAUUGGGGAAAUAUUUUAGUAGCACUUAGUCUGUGGUGAACAGGCCUUCCCUGUAUAUUUGAUCAGAUGUGAAUUUAAAUGAAACAUUAAUCAAAACACUUGAAAGCUCAGGGACCAAGAAGAAAAACUAAUUAUAAAGAGCGUUAUAAUAUAAAAUUGCACACAUUUUGCAUUCCUCCUAAAAGCUUCAACAAAUUGAGACCAUUUCACCUUAAAAAAAAAAAUAAAAAAAGCCAAUCGGAUACUUCCCUCCAUGAAGUUUCAUUGGACACGGACUGAACACUGUCUCCACUGCUGUCUGUAUAUGAAAGUGUUUUACUUUGUCGAUCCUGUUCCUGCACUUUGCCUGCUACAAGUUGCAUGCCUAAAAAAAAUAAAUUAAAUAAAAGCAAAAAAAACAAAACAAAACAAAAAAAAAACACCGUUAUGUGGUUUCUCUAUAUGAAUGUUUUUAUUUUCAUUUGUAGUUUGGUCGUUUCCCUUUUCUUUCUGUUCUUACCGUGUUGCUUUAUUUCUCUGUGGAGCUCAAACCGUUGUGAUGAAGGAUGUGUUUGGCUUAGUGGGGAUCAGCGCAGCCGAAAGGAAGCGUCUAAAUGCUCUGCUGCGCCUGCGGCUCACAGGAGGAACUGUUCGAGUCAUAGAUGUGGAGACGGUACCCCCCCCCCCCCCACCCCCUCAACAUGCCCUGUCUGCUCAGUCACAUCUGUGGAUCAUCAGAAGCUUGUGUUAGCAAACAUCAUGUCUCAUCACCAACCCAUCAAUGAACACACUCUCUGUUAUCAGUGUUAAAGUAUAUCGCAGGAAAAAAAAAAGAAAAAAGAAAAAGAAAAACAUGAAGCAAAAGAGCAUCAACCCCCCCACUGAGGAUAAAAAAAACCUAAUUUUACAUCCAAAACCUGAACAAUAAAAGCAACUUCACUCAACCAAAUAUCCCCCAAACAAACAAUGUGAUUAUACUGUAUGUUGAUGCAACGUGUAUGUACAUGACAAAAAGAGAAAGAAUAAUAAAUAUAUCAUCAGUGUCAAGAAAAUCUAUCUUUUUCUAUUAUGUUCAGUUGUGUUUUUUUUUUUUUUUUUUUUUUGGAAUGACUUAUAUUGUGACACAAAACUGCAAAACAGCUGCAAUGUAAAAAGAAGAAAAAAAAAACUCAAAAAAAUAUUGCGUGUUACUCUCUGUUUGUUGUUUUCUCGAAGCCAUGAAGCUCUGUUGUGUUCUUGGAAAAAGCCCUGCUAAGUUUUAAAUGUGGCAGCUAAUGUUGUGUGUUUGCUAUUCAGACUACAGGGUCUUGUAUUCGAACAAGCGUGUAAUUUAAGUGCUAAAGUGCAAAAGAUUGUAAUGUUUUAUAUCAAGAUUACUAUUCAUGAAAUGUCAAGUCAAGUUUAUACUUUUGUAAUAAAGUGGCACUUUAAAAAAAA
This is a messenger RNA of Fundulus heteroclitus (mummichog), 3781 nucleotides long. RefSeq lists its product as uncharacterized. Gene Ontology annotation, biological process: intracellular signal transduction; T cell receptor signaling pathway; B cell receptor signaling pathway. The coding region runs from base 525 to 1976 and encodes 483 amino acids. The transcript has 7 exons. The record is from RefSeq and is a predicted model, not a curated record. Gene Ontology annotation, cellular component: membrane raft; plasma membrane. Lineage: Eukaryota; Metazoa; Chordata; Actinopteri; Cyprinodontiformes; Fundulidae.